Octodon degus (degu) is the source of this 3200-nucleotide messenger RNA. It is a transcript of the gene Mospd2, whose product is annotated as motile sperm domain containing 2. The coding region runs from base 111 to 1667 and encodes 518 amino acids. NCBI's taxonomy places the organism in Eukaryota, Metazoa, Chordata, Mammalia, Rodentia, Octodontidae. The record is from RefSeq and is a predicted model, not a curated record. The transcript has 15 exons.
ACUACCUCUGGGCGGGACUGGCUUGGUGGUGAUGAGAUACUCUGGCGGCAGCGGCGGCGGCGGAGGGGUUGAACGCUACACCUACAGUAAUCACUCCAAAGACCGCGGUCAUGGCCGAGAAUCACACUCAGAAUAAAACCAAGCUCAUCUGUGAGAUCCGACGGAGGUUCGAAGCUGAGUUUGUGUCAGACAAUUCAGAUAAAUAUGAUCCACGUGAUGUUGAAAGGCUACAACAGGAUGAUAACUGGGUUGAAAGUUAUUUACAUUGGAGACAUAAUGUUGUGGAUGAAACACUGAAGAUGAUUGAUGAGAGUUUUCAGUGGAGAAAAGAAUUUUCUGUCAAUGACCUUAAUGAAUCUUCCAUUCCCAGAUGGUUAUUAGAAGUUGGUGGUAUUUACCUCCAUGGUUAUGACAAAGAAGGCAACAAAUUGUUCUGGAUCAGGGUGAAAUAUCAUAUAAAAGACCAAAAAACAAUAAUGGACAAAAAGAAGCUCAUAGCUUUUUGGCUGGAACGUUAUGCUAAGAGAGAAAAUGGUAAACCUAUUACAGUGAUGUUUGACCUGUCUGAAACUGGAAUAAAUAACAUAGACAUGGACUUUGUACGCUUUAUCACCAACUGCUUUAGGAUUUAUUACCCUAAGUACCUCUCAAAAAUGGUGAUUUUUGAUAUGCCUUGGAUAAUGAAUGCUGCUUUCAAAAUUGUAAAAAGCUGGCUUGGCACAGAAGCUGUAAGUGUGUUGAAGUUUGCAAGUAAAAAUGAAAUCCAAGAUUAUGUCAGUGUAGAAUACCUGCCUCCACACAUGGGUGGAACUGACCCUUUCAAGUAUAGCUACCCACCCCUGGUUGAUGAUGACUUCCAGACGCCACUGUGUGAAAACGGGCCUGUUGCCAGUGAGGAUGAGACAUCGAGUAGAGAAGACAUAGAAAGUGAUGGUAAAGAAACCUUAGAGACAGUAUCUAAUGAGGAGCAAACAGUUCUUCCAAAAAAGGUUAAUGCAACUGAAAUGACUUUGAAAGCAGAAGAAAAUGAGAAAGUUGAUUCAAAAAUGAAAGCUUUCAAGAAACCAUUGAGUGUAUUUAAAGGGCCCUUAUUACAUAUCAGCCCAGCGGAAGAAUUAUAUUUUGGAAGUACUGAAUCUGGGGAGAAGAAAACACUAAUAGUGUUAACAAAUGUAACUAAAAAUGUAGUAGCAUUUAAGGUGAGAACAACUGCUCCGGAAAAAUACAGAGUUAAGCCAAGCAACAGCAGCUGUGACCCGGGCGCAUCAGUUGAUAUUGUUGUAUCUCCCCAUGGAGGCUUAACAGUCUCUGCCCAAGACCGCUUUCUGAUCAUGGCUGCAGAAAUGGAGCUUUCAUCUGGCACUGGGCAAGCAGAAUUGACUCAGUUUUGGAAGGAAGUUCCCAGAAGCAAAGUGAUGGAACAUAGGUUAAGAUGCCAUACUGUUGAAAGCAGUAAACCAAAUACUCUUACAUUGAAAGACAAUGCUCUUAACAUGUCAGAUAAAACCAGUGAGGAUAUAUACUUACAACUCAAUCGUUUACUAGAAAGCAAUAGGAAGCUUGAAGACCAGUUUCAGCGUUGUAUCUGGUUCCAACAGCUGCUACUUGCCUUAACAAUGCUCUUGAUUGCUUUAGUUGUGACCUUCUUUUAUUCAUUAUACAAAUAAAGAAGUGGUGCCUGGACACAAACAUAACUCCUUCCUCACUUGUUAGGAAAGUGUAACAAACCCAAAACAUCUCCACCAAACUACUAAACACUUUGCACAUCUGUGCUUCCUAGAAGGAAAUAUAUAGCACAUGAGGGGUGCAACAUAUGCCUGUCUUAAAAACUAAACUAUUUAGGGGCCAGGGAUAUAGCUCAGUGACACAGUGCCUGCCUGGCAAGCUUAAGGUCCUGAGUUUAAUUCCUGGUCCCACUCCAAAAAACAAAAAAUAACAUAAAUUAAACUGUUUAAAGAAACCGCUGGAGAAAUUUAUUAGUAGAUAUUAUAGCUAGUUAGGAAAGUAAGUAAAGGCAUAUGCAUUGUAUAAAUUAAUAGCUUAAACAUAAUUUAUUUUUCCCUUUGAUUUAAAUACUUUGAAAACUUAAGUUUUGAACUGAGGAUGUGGCUCAGUGGUAGAGCACUUUCCUAGUGUGCACAAGACCUAGCAUCUGGUCCCCAAAACCACCCAAAGAAAGCUUAAGUUUUAUUAUAUAAAUAUAUUAGCUGAAUUGAAAAGUAAGUAACAUGCUUUGGUGCAACCAAAAAAUGUAAUCUGCUUUUUUAUGACAGAAUUAUUAUAGCUGAGCCAACUUACUAACCUUUCUAUAUUAUGUAAAUAAAAGAACAUGUAUAUUGAAAAAAAACAUACUUACACAGAGUAAUUUAUGUAAUCUUGACUUUGUAAUUUUGAAACUUAAUUCCAGAUGAUAGUCAAUAUUCUUUUGGAAUGUAAAUCUCAAUGCCAAACCACCUUAGUCUUUGUUUCCCACAGCUCCUUAGGAGCCUGCCUUUUCUUAAUCCUGGGAUUUUCUAUGAAUACUCAUUUUGGUAGAAUUUGGAAAACUAAGUGUGGUUAGAUUUUCUUUGAGUUCUGUUGAGUCUCUUCAACCAGUCCCCCUUUCCAGUCGUCUCUAUGCACCUUCACAUUAUGCACUAUGGCUGGACACUGGACCUUUUAUUUAAUCGGUUACAAAUAUGUUGUCUAAUUCUUCAUUCCUUCCAGAUCACAGGCAUCUCUGUGCACUACAAAUCACACCAUCUUCACCCUCAUUUCUAAAUGAAAAGUGUUAGUUAACACUUUUCUUUAAAGAGCUAGUUGUCUGAGAUUCUAAGCAAUAUUAUUUAUGAUUCAAAAUGUUCCUUGUUAAAAUCAGCCUGGAUUAUCUCAUAAUGCUAAAGAGGAAAAUAAAAGCAUAGAAGCUCAAGUAUCAGGUCUUCGGUUAGAGAAUGAAAAAUAUUACUCAUAAUGGGCUGUAAAACCUUCAUCCCAGGGCUAACUGACUAACUUGAUAUUCUUAUCUUUGCUGCAAUAAUACCCACCCGGUAUGGUUUCUAUAUUCCUGAAAAGAAAGACUUAGCAGAAGCAGAGGCUAAUGAAAUUGUAGUUUGUUUUCUUAUUCAUAUGGCCAGUUUCUAUCCUUUUGGUAAACUUGUGUCUCAACUUUAUAUGCAAGAAAAAAUAGUCUUCCUGUAAAAUAAAUUUUGAGUUUCAACUGA